AUGUUAAAACCUCUACCAAGACUGGUUUUUGGAAGUCAGAUCAGAUUAGCUGGGCCUGGGUCCACUCGGUGCUCUGGAAGAGUUGAAAUCUAUCACAACAGUGCCUGGGGAACAGUCUGUGAUGACAGCUGGGACUUAAACGAUGCUAAAGUGGUUUGCAGACAGUUGGGCUGUGGGUCGGCACUGAGUGCCCCUCAGUCAGCCUAUUUUGGUCAAGGUGGCGGCAAAAUCUGGCUUGAUGAUGUGGCCUGUUCAGGCAGUGAAAUGUCUCUAGCUGAGUGUCAACACCGAGGAUUUGGGGCACACGACUGUGGACACGGCGAGGACGCUGGUGUUGUCUGUGCAGGAAGACAGAUCAGAUUAGCUGGGUCUACUUUGUGCUCUGGAAGAGUUGAAAUCUAUCACAACAGUGCCUGGGGAACAGUCUGUGAUGACGGCUGGGACUUAAACGAUGCUAAAGUGGUUUGCAGACAGUUGGGCUGUGGGUCGGCACUGACUGCCCCUCAGUCAGCCUAUUUUGGUCAAGGUGGCGGCAAAAUCUGGCUUGAUGAUGUGGCCUGUUCAGGCAGUGAAAUGUCUCUAGCUGAGUGUAAACACCGAGGAUUUGGGGCACACGACUGUGGACACGGCGAGGACGCUGGUGUUGUCUGUUCAGUGAGCCUCCCAAAGCCUAGCAUCUCCAUGAAUCCUGCUGGUGAGGUUGCUUGGGGUCAGAACACCAGCAUCACCUGUUCGAUCUCAACUCAGCAUUUAGGUAGAACAUUCAUUCUAAAGAAGACCUCAGGUUCAUUCAGAAUGACCCAGUCAUCAAGUACCAACUCUGCUACCUUCAACAUCCUUCAAGUGACUUUUGACAAUGAGGGAUCGUACCAGUGUCAGUAUCAAACAAGGGUUUCAAGUCAAGACUUCACCUCGGUCCUGAGUGACUCUGUCAGACUCUCUGUUACUGUGAGCCUCCCAAAGCCUAGCAUCUCCAUGAAUCCUGCUGGUGAGGUUGCUUGGGGUCAGAACACCAGCAUCACCUGUUCGAUCUCAACUCAGCAUUUAGGUGGAACAUUCAUUCUAAAGAAGACCUCAGGUUCAUUCAGAAUGACCCAGUCAUCAAGUACCAACUCUGCUACCUUCAACAUCCUUCAAGUGACUUUUGACAAUGAGGGAUCGUACCAGUGUCAGUAUCAAACAAGGGUUUCAAGUCGAGACUUCACCUCGGUCCUGAGUGACUCUGUCAGACUCUCUGUUACUGUGAGCCUCCCAAAGCCUAGCAUCUCCAUGAAUCCUGCUGGUGAGGUUGCUUGGGGUCAGAACACCAGCAUCACCUGUUCGAUCUCAACUCAGCAUUUAGGUGGAACAUUCAUUCUAAAGAAGACCUCAGGUUCAUUCAGAAUGACCCAGUCAUCAAGUACCAACUCUGCUACCUUCAACAUCCUUCAAGUGACUUUUGACAAUGAGGGAUCGUACCAGUGUCAGUAUCAAACAAGGGUUUCAAGUCGAGACUUCACCUCGGUCCUGAGUGACUCUGUCAGACUCUCUGUUACUGUGAGCCUCCCAAAGCCUAGCAUCUCCAUGAAUCCUGCUGGUGAGGUUGCUUGGGGUCAGAACACCAGCAUCACCUGUUCGACCUCAACUCAGCAUUUAGGUGGAACAUUCAUUCUAAAGAAGACCUCAGGUUCAUUCAGAAUGACCCAAUCAUCAAGUACCAACUCUGCUACCUUCAACAUCCUUCAAGUGACUUUUGACAAUGAGGGAUCGUACCAGUGUCAAUAUCAAACAAGCGUUUCAAGACGAGACUUCACCUCGGUCCUGAGUGACUCUGUCAGACUCUCUGUUACUGUGAGCCUCCCAAAGCCUAGCAUCUCCAUGAAUCCUGCUGGUGAGGUUGCUUGGGGUCAGAACACCAGCAUCACCUGUUCGAUCUCAACUCAGCAUUUAGGUGGAACAUUCAUUCUAAAGAAGACCUCAGGUUCAUUCAGAAUGACCCAGUCAUCAAGUACCAACUCUGCUACCUUCAACAUCCUUCAAGUGACUUUUGACAAUGAGGGAUCGUACCAGUGUCAGUAUCAAACAAGGGUUUCAAGACAAGACUUCACCUCGGUCCUGAGUGACUCUGUCAGACUCUCUGUUACUGUGAGCCUCCCAAAGCCUAGCAUCUCCAUGAAUCCUGCUGGUGAGGUUGCUUGGGGUCAGAACACCAGCAUCACCUGUUCGAUCUCAACUCAGCAUUUAGGUGGAACAUUCAUUCUAAAGAAGACUUCAGGUUCAUUCAGAAUGACCCAAUCAUCAAGUACCAACUCUGCUACCUUCAACAUCCUUCAAGUGACUUUUGACAAUGAGGGAUCGUACCAGUGUCAAUAUCAAACAAGCGUUUCAAGACGAGACUUCACCUCGGUCCUGAGUGACUCUGUCAGACUCUCUGUUACUGUGAGCCUCCCAAAGCCUAGCAUCUCCAUGAAUCCUGCUGGUGAGGUUGCUUGGGGUCAGAACACCAGCAUCACCUGUUCGAUCUCAACUCAGCAUUUAGGUGGAACAUUCAUUCUAAAGAAGACCUCAGGUUCAUUCAGAAUGACCCAGUCAUCAAGUACCAACUCUGCUACCUUCAACAUCCUUCAAGUGACUUUUGACAAUGAGGGAUCGUACCAGUGUCAGUAUCAAACAAGGGUUUCAAGACAAGACUUCACCUCGGUCCUGAGUGACUCUGUCAGACUCUCUGUUACUGUGCCACUGCAGCAGCCCAGCAUCUCCCUGACAUCUCCAAACAGAGGGCUAGUCUGGGGAACUGAAGGUGCAGAGGUCACCAGGGGGUACAGCUUUGUCUUCACCUGUUCCGUUAACUCCAGCUUUCCUGGUGGUUAUUUCUUUCUCAUCUUCUCUGGCUCCAGCAUCAAUAUCACCCAGCCAGCAGUCAACCACUCAGCCUCUUUUAACUUCCCUGUAGCUGAGUAUGAACACCAGGGCAACUACAGCUGUGUGUAUGAAGUCACUCUGUCCACACAGAAAUGUACUUCUACCAUGACAACAAUAAUGAGUGUCGCCAUUAAAUUGCCUUUGUUGCUGAUGGUGUCCUCAGCGGCUGCUGGGACUCUGCUGCUGCUCCUGCUGGUCUUGUUGGUGGUCUGUCUGGUCCACUGGAGAAGACGACGAGCCAAACAGCCUGGAGACCUCGUCCUGAGUCAGGUGGCUGUCAGGAACAAUUAUGAAGUCUCUGAGGAGGAGAGUGAGGAGGAACAGCGCUAUAUGAACUUCCAACCAUUGCACACCAAGAAGAGGCAGGAGGAUCAAGCAAGAGGGAUGGAGGAAGAGGAGAGCAGUGAAGAUCGUGUUCACGAGGAAGAGGAGAGUUUUAAUCAUUACUAUGUGGGAGAGGAGAACAAUGAAGGUCAUGAUUAUGUAGAAAGCGAGGACAUCUAUGAUAUUGUAGAGAACGACGGAGAGGGGUAUGAAGAUUGUGUGGUAAAAAAAGUAGCUAAAGAGGAGGAAAACAGUAACACUGAUGACGACUAUGUGAAUGUACACCAACCUUUUGCUGAAGACACUCUCGACAUUUACGGAGAACAAGAAGAUAUUUAUCAAAAUCUUUAGCUUUCUACUGCUGAACAGUAUCACAGGACAAUUAAAUUAAAGUAUUAUACUAUACUAUAUUAUGAUGGUUAGUGUGUAGUACAUACUGUUUAGAAAUAGGAUGUAGUGUGGAUUUGGGACAUGCUGAUAUAUCAUAGAGACAUGCUGCCAGUGGAUUGUUUUACCUGCUAGAUAGAUCGUUCUUGUCAAACCUAUCCCCUCAGGUAUUUUUGUAAAUGCACCAAACAUUGUCAGCAUGUAAAAAAAUGCAUAUUGUGUACGCUAUCUGCCCAGCAACAAAUGGCCAACAAAGUUAACAACUAGCUAAAUUGGAGCAUUUAGCAGCUAAAAUAAUGGAUAUUUUUCUCAGAAUUUGGCGAAAACCUAAAACAGAGCUAAAAGGAAUGAAUUUUGGACUUAUUCAUCAGGUGAAUAAGACUCCAAAUGAAUGUUGUGCCAUGUGGGCUGGAUGUGUAA
This is a messenger RNA of Thunnus maccoyii (southern bluefin tuna), 4032 nucleotides long. RefSeq lists its product as uncharacterized. Gene Ontology annotation, cellular component: membrane. The transcript is spliced from 13 exons. The record is from RefSeq and is a predicted model, not a curated record. The coding region runs from base 1 to 3576 and encodes 1191 amino acids. NCBI's taxonomy places the organism in Eukaryota, Metazoa, Chordata, Actinopteri, Scombriformes, Scombridae.